AUGAUCUACAAACCACCCAGCACUGGAAUAAUCUCACAGCUUCCAUCAUCGUGGAUCCCUUAUGCUGAACUCAUCCGCCUUGACAAGCCGGCAGGCACAUAUUAUCUUUUCUUCCCAUGUCUUUUCUCGACCCUUCUUGCGGCUCCGAUGGCCUCACCAAUGUCUUCACCAUUGGAAAUUAUAUCAACAACUGCUCUCUUCUUCACGGGUGCCCUUAUCAUGCGAGGUGCAGGUUGCACCAUAAAUGAUCUUUGGGAUCGCAAUCUAGAUCCCCACGUGGAGCGGACACGACUACGACCGAUUGCUCGAAAAGCCAUUUCCGUCGACAAUGCCAUUGUCUAUCUUGGUGCACAACUGCUCACCGGCCUCACGCUACUUCUACAAUUCCCGCUCCCGUGUCUGUACUAUGGUGUCCCCAGCCUUCUUCUCGUUACCACCUACCCUCUAGCCAAGAGGGUUACGCACUAUCCACAAUUCGUGCUCGGUCUGACUUUCUCCUGGGGAGCCAUCAUGGGUUUUCCUGCCCUGGGCAUUGAUCUUCUUUCCAAUACUGCAGCUUUAUCGGCUGCCGCUGCCUUGUACUCCAGCUGUGUUGCGUGGACGCUCGUCUAUGACAUGAUAUACGCGUACAUGGACAUCAAAGACGAUGCGAAGGCGGGGAUCAAAUCAAUCGCCCAAGCACACGAGCAUAAUGCCAAGACGGCUCUCUCUGUCUUUUCUGCAGCUCAAGUCGGGUUGCUGAUCACCGCAGGAUAUUUUGCUGGCGCGGGACCUGUCUUUUUCGUGGGAAGUUGUGGUGGCGCAGCCCUGACACUUGCGACAAUGAUUCGACGGGUUAAUCUGAAGGAUGUCAAGGACUGCUGGUGGUGGUUUGUGAAUGGAGCACUCAUCACGGGUGGUGUCAUCUCCUUUGGGCUAUUGGGUGAUUAUGCCGUUCGAAGGAGCGGUGAAGAGCACAAACAUGCUGUUGAGACCACCCAUUCGUAA
Exophiala bonariae is the source of this 987-nucleotide messenger RNA. RefSeq lists its product as uncharacterized. The transcript has a single exon. Gene Ontology annotation, molecular function: 4-hydroxybenzoate polyprenyltransferase activity. Bases 1 to 987 code for a protein of 328 amino acids. Gene Ontology annotation, cellular component: mitochondrial inner membrane. Gene Ontology annotation, biological process: ubiquinone biosynthetic process. NCBI's taxonomy places the organism in Eukaryota, Fungi, Ascomycota, Eurotiomycetes, Chaetothyriales, Herpotrichiellaceae. The record is from RefSeq and is a predicted model, not a curated record.